AUGUCAGAGCAGCCCCCUAGGUCGACCCUUGUGCAGCGAAGCACACCCCAUCCCGGGGUCGCCGUCCUUGCCUUCAACCGACCUGAGAAGCGUAACGCGCUUUCUCAGUCCCUCAUCGAUGAGUUUCUCAGCGAACUGGCCACAGUGUCGGCAGAUCACGCCAUUAAAGCCGUCAUUCUGACUGGCGGGCCACACUUCUUUUCUGCCGGUGCCGAUAUCAACGAGAUUUCACGCCUCGACUUCGAAAGUGCAAGAGGAUGCAGGUAUCUGGAAGAUCUCUGCAACGGAAUGGCGGCCGUCCGGAAGCCGGUCAUCGCAGCCGUUGAGGGGAUGGCGCUUGGCGGGGGAUUCGAAGUCGCGCUUAUGUGUGACCUAAUAUUCGCGUCCGAGAUUACCAAGUUUGGCCUACCGGAAGUGAGGAUUGGACUUAUCCCGGGAGCUGGAGGCACCCAAAGACUGACGAAUGCUGUGGGCAAGUAUCAGGCGAUGAAAAUGAUACUUUUCGGAGCAACGAUAACCGGACAGGAAGCGCUGAGCAACGGUUUGGUCACCGAACUCUCCCCCCCUGGGUCGGUGCUCGACAGGGCCAUCAAGGCCGCCCAACAGCUGGCCAGUCUCAGCUCUUCCGCCGUGCAACUCGCCAAGGAGGCUGUAUGUCGCAGCGACAAGUUGGGCCGGGAUGACGAGUUUGAGCGGAGUCUUUACUACUCCGCCUUCGGGACAGCUCAUAAGAGGGAGGGCGUUUCGGCUUUCCUCGAGAAGCGUUCACCGGACUGGGAUAGCAGCGGAGCCUGA
Messenger RNA from Dichotomopilus funicola, 795 nucleotides. Its product is annotated as enoyl-CoA hydratase. The coding region runs from base 1 to 795 and encodes 264 amino acids. Gene Ontology annotation, biological process: fatty acid beta-oxidation. The record is from RefSeq and is a predicted model, not a curated record. Gene Ontology annotation, cellular component: mitochondrion. Lineage: Eukaryota; Fungi; Ascomycota; Sordariomycetes; Sordariales; Chaetomiaceae. Gene Ontology annotation, molecular function: enoyl-CoA hydratase activity. The transcript has 6 exons.